Manihot esculenta (cassava) is the source of this 1695-nucleotide messenger RNA. RefSeq names its product protein JINGUBANG. The coding region runs from base 182 to 1594 and encodes 470 amino acids. Gene Ontology annotation, molecular function: protein binding. The transcript has a single exon. NCBI's taxonomy places the organism in Eukaryota, Viridiplantae, Streptophyta, Magnoliopsida, Malpighiales, Euphorbiaceae. The record is from RefSeq and is a predicted model, not a curated record.
UUGUUCAUUCUCUGGCUCUCCUCUUCUUCUCUUUGCUUUCGGUUUCCUUCCCACCUGGUUUUCCUCUUCAUUCCUUCUUCUCCCUUGUUGAUGCGACCUUCAGAUUAUUCCAUUGUUGUUCGUCUCUAACAUUGUAAUAAUAUAUUUAGAUUUGUUCAAGAAUAUCAAGUCGUGAUCUUUAAUGAAGGGCUCGAUGCUGGAGGGCGGAAAGGCAGCAGCUCGGUUUUUCUCUGGGGAAAGAGGCAUGGUCCCUGGCCUUGGUCAUGGCCGCAGAAACAAAAACUCCAGUGUUGGUGAUUGUUCUUCCAUUUUAAGCACGAAUGGAAGUUCUCAAGGUUUUUCUUUCUUCGAGUUUGACGUAGCUUCUUCUGCCAUUAAUAAUAACGACGUCUCCCCUUCUUCUCCGUUUAGAAAUUAUCCAUGGCCUCCUCAGCCUCAGGUGAACCGAGACUGUCAAGAUAAAGAUGAAGAUUAUUGGAAUAAUGAUGAUGAUCAAUGUAAAUCUCCUAAUGUGCUUAUGGGAUCAUUGAUACGUGAAGAGGGACAUAUAUGCUCAUUGGCCACGUCUGGUGAUCUUUUGUAUACGGGUUCUGAUGGCAAGAAAAUUCGAGUGUGGAAAAACCGGAAGGAGAUUUCUGGGUUUAGAUGGAAUACUGGGUUUGUUAAAGCAAUUUUAAUAUCUGAAGAUAGAAUAUUCACAGGGCAUCAAGAUGGGAAAAUAAGGUUAUGGAAAUUAUCGUCAGAAAAUCCAUGCAUUCACAAGCGAGUUGGGACUCUACCAAAAUUUAAAGAUCAUGUCAAGAGCUCAAUGAAACCCAUUAAACGCAACAGAAGCAUGGUUUGGCUCAAGAAAGUUGAUGCCAUUUCAUGUCUUAGCUUAAGCGAAGAUAAGACACUUCUUUACUCUGCGUCACGGGGCAAAUCAUUCAAAGUGUGGAGAAUUUCAGACUCAAAAUGCCUCGAAACCGUCGCAGGUCACAGGGAUGCAGUGAACUCCAUUGUAUCAGGAUUUGAUGGUUUGGUAUUUACAGGCUCAGAAGAUGGAAGCAUCAAAGUUUGGAGAAGAGAAAUGAUGGGGAAAGGAACAAAGCACUUCUAUUCUCAAACGUUAUUGAAACAAGAAAGUGCAAUUACUACGCUCGCUGUAAACCCUGAAGCCACCGUUAUCUACGGUGGUUCAUCAGAAGGGCUCGUUAACUUCUGGGAAAGGAAAAUGAAUCUCUCCCAUGGCGGCGUUUUAAGAGGGCACACGUCGGCGGUUCUGUGUUUAAUCACAGCAGGGAGCCUUGUGUUUAGUGGGUCAGAGGAUACAGGAAUAUGCGUGUGGAGAAGAUUAGGAAGAGACCAUAUAUGCUUGUCAUUGUUAAGUGGGCAUACAGGGCCUGUUAAGUGUUUGGCAGCCGAGAAAGAUGAUACAUCACAAGAGACCACAUGGAUUUUGUAUAGUGGAAGUCUUGAUAAGUCUGUGAAGCUAUGGCGGGUGUCUGAAAAUGCUCCUCCGGUGGCUUGGAAUGGGUGUGCUAAUGCCAUGCCGAUUUCGCUGCCGCCUGCUCGAAGCUCUGAUUGUAGCAGAAGGAAGCAUACAAGGUAUUAGAAACAAAAGAGUGCUUUUCUUACAAUGCUUAGACCAAAUCUACCGUAACUCAUAAUAUAAAUAUAUAAAAUUUAAUAUAAACCUAUUAUAUAUUUAUAUCA